Fukomys damarensis (Damara mole-rat) is the source of this 1427-nucleotide messenger RNA. It is a transcript of the gene Tspan15, whose product is annotated as tetraspanin 15. The annotation marks the transcript as partial. The record is from RefSeq and is a predicted model, not a curated record. Gene Ontology annotation, cellular component: membrane. The transcript is spliced from 8 exons. NCBI's taxonomy places the organism in Eukaryota, Metazoa, Chordata, Mammalia, Rodentia, Bathyergidae.
UUCUCGCUCAUCAUCUAUUCCACAGUGUUCUGGCUGAUCGGCGCCCUGGUGCUGUCUGUGGGGAUCUACGCGGAGGUGGAGCGGCAGAAGUACAAAACCCUGGAAACUGCCUUCCUGGCUCCGGCCGUCAUCCUCAUCCUCCUGGGGGUCGUCAUGUUCAUCGUCUCCUUCAUCGGUGUGCUGGCCUCCCUCCGGGACAACCUGUGCCUUCUUCAAGCGUUUAUGUACGUCCUUGGGAUCUGCCUCAUAAUGGAGCUCAUUGGUGGUGUGGUGGCCUUAAUCUUCCGGAACCAGACCAUUGACUUUCUGAAUGACAACAUUCGAAGAGGAAUUGAGAACUACUAUGACGACUUGGACUUCAAAAACAUCAUGGACUUUGUUCAGGAACAGUUCAAGUGCUGUGGUGGAGAAGACUACCGAGACUGGAGCAAAAACCAGUACCACGACUGCAGUGCCCCUGGGCCGCUGGCCUGCGGGGUGCCCUACACCUGCUGCAUCAGGAACAAGACGGAUGUCAUCAACACCAUGUGUGGCUACAAAACUAUCGACAAGGAGCGCCUCAGCGUGCAGAACGUCAUCUACGUCCGGGGCUGCACCAAUGCUGUGCUCAUCUGGUUCAUGGACAACUACACCAUCAUGGCGGGGCUCCUGCUGGGCAUUCUUCUCCCCCAGUUUUUGGGGGUGCUGCUGACGCUCCUGUAUAUCACCCGAGUGGAGGACAUCAUCACGGAACACUCUGUCACCGACGGGCUCCUGGGGCCUGGCACCCAUCCCAGCGUGGAGGCGGCGGGCACAGGGUGCUGCAUGUGCUACCCCAGUUAGGGGCCUGCGUGGGACAGUGGCUCCAACAGGACUGUGUCAGGAGGCAGCGCUUGGUCUGCUCAGGCUGGCGGGGCUGCGCUGUGGCCCCUCUGCCCGCACGGUACUGGCCAGGGCCCAUGGCCCCUGCCCCCGGGGGUGGCUCGAGCCUCUCCUAAGAGGCUUCUCCAGUUCUGAGUGCUCCAGAUGUUGUGCCCACACUGCAGGGCCUGUGGACCCUGCGUCCCUGCUCCAGGCCUGGGCUGUGGAGUGAAGGGGAGCUGAGUGCCUGGCUCCGGCCCAUUUUAUUUCCAGCAGUGCCUUGGCCGUGGUUGUUGUGCCCCCCGGAGGGCAGUUUUUCAGUGAUUUGUAAGUGGAGAGAAGACUAUGCAGCUCUGCUCCCUCGUGCCCUGGCCAUGCCCCAGGCACCCGGGCAGGCCGUUUCUCUUGUGCCUUGAGCCCCUUGCAAGGGCUGCUGCUCUGCUGACCCAUUUUCUACAUGAUUUUUGUAACAUUUGUAUUUUGUAUACAUUAACAGGAGUUUCUGACUAUCCAAAGCCAGACAAUGCCCCACACACUCCUCUUGCCCCACCAGUCAGUUCAUUAAUCAAACAAUAAAGACGUGAUUG